Molecule: messenger RNA, 5227 nt
Organism: Phoenix dactylifera (date palm)
Lineage: Eukaryota; Viridiplantae; Streptophyta; Magnoliopsida; Arecales; Arecaceae
Molecular function (GO): DNA binding; metal ion binding; protein binding
Source: RefSeq, a predicted model, not a curated record
UCUUCCCGAGCCCACUACGGAAAAAAAAAACCAUAAAAAAUAUUUCCGUUCGCACCCGCGGAACGAACCCCCGGUACAAUCCUCGACCGAGCGAAGGGCGAACGCUAGGGUUUUGCCCGAACCCUAGGUUUGGGUACAUGGACCGCGAAGAAGACGAGCCCCCGCCCCGCCCGCUGGGGCCGUCGUCGGAGAGCGAGGAGGCCAGCUUUCCCCACGGGGAGGAGGGCGUGGAGGGGGAAGGAGCGGCGAUUGGAGCAACGGAGGUCGACGACUUGCAGCUCCUCGCCUCUCCCUCUUCCCGCCCGUCUACCUUUACCGGAGACGAGGAGGAGGCUGCCGCCUUCGAGCCGGUCGCGCUCGGCGAUGCUGCCACGGGAGAGGAGGCCUUGCAGAUGGGCGUGGAGAUGGUGGACCCCGCCGCCGAGGCCGCGAGCCAGGGCAGCGGGAAGCGGAAGCGCGGACGCCCGCCGAAGGCGCAGGGAGGCGGGAGGGCGCCGCCGGCGAAGAGGAAGGAGGAGGAAGAUGUGUGCUUCAUAUGCUUCGAUGGGGGUAAUCUUGUGGUCUGUGAUCGCCGGGGUUGUUCCAAGGUGUAUCACCCGGCAUGUGUCAACCGGGAUGAUGCCUUCUUUCGCACGAGGGGACGGUGGAAUUGUGGUUGGCAUAUAUGCAGCAUAUGUGAAAAAGCAGCUCACUACAUGUGCUAUACCUGUACCUAUUCUCUGUGCAAAGGUUGCAUUCGAGAAGCAAAUUUUUUUUGUGUUAGAGGGAGCAAGGGAUUCUGUGAGACUUGCUAUAGCACUGUAAUGUUGAUAGAAUCAAAUGAGAAUGGAAAUGAAAAUAAGGCUGCUGUUGAUUUUAAUGACAGGAAUAGCUGGGAAUAUUUGUUCAAGAAAUAUUGGUUAGAUCAGAAAAGAAAAUUAGUGUUAACAUUAGAAGAGCUGAAAAAUGCUAAACAUCCAUGGAAAGGAUCUGUUGUUUCUGCAUACAGGGAGGAAUCUUCUGAUGAAUUAUAUAAUGCUGACGAUGACCAAGAAUAUAGCUCUGAGAGCUCGUCAGGACAUCGUGAUGGAAGCACUUCUUCAAGAAGAAAAGUGAGAAGACGUUCUCGGAAUACUGUUGAUGAUGAAACCUCAGCCAAAGAAGUAGAUAGUGAAAGGAGAUCCAUGCCUGAAGAUGCUGAGUGGGCUUCACAAGAGCUUUUAGAGUUUGUAGCACACAUGAAAAAUGGUGAUAAAUCUGUUCAAUCGCAGUUUGAUGUUCAGGCUCUUUUGCUUGAGUAUAUAAAACGAAAUAACCUUCGCGAUCCUCGUAAAAAAAGUCAAAUUGUUUGUGAUCCACGGCUUCAGAACUUAUUUGGGAAACCACGUGUGGGGCAUUUUGAAAUGUUAAAGCUUUUAGAGUCACAUUUUCUUAUAAGAGAGGCAUCACAGGUAGGUGCAGAUGACGAUGAAGCAGUAGUUAUGGAUCCUGAUACUGGUCAAGUGGAUGCUGAAGUAUACAGUGAUACAACAACAAAAAUGAGUUUAGAUAAGAAAAGGAAAUCCCGUAAAAAGAUUGAGGAGAGAGAACCACAGACCAAUCUUGAUGAUUAUGCAGCAAUAGAUGUUCAUAACAUCAAUCUAAUUUACCUCCGCCGCAACUUGAUGGAAGAUUUGAUUGAUGAUAUUGACACGUUCAAUGAGAAAGUUGUUGGAUCCUUUGUAAGGAUAAAGAUUCCUGGUACAGGUCAGCGGCAAGACAUGUAUCGCCUCGUGCAAGUGGUUGGGACACAAAUGUUUGCAGAAAAAUACAAAAUUGGUAAGACAGCAACAGAUAUUGCACUGCAGAUAUUAAAUUUGGACAAGACAGAGGUUGUAACUAUUGAUGUCAUCUCAAAUCAGGAGUUCACUGAGGAGGAAUGCAAACGCUUAAGGCAGAGCGUAAAAUGUGGUUUGAUUAGUCGGUUAACAGUGGGAGAUGUUCAGAAGAAAGCUAGGGUUCUUCAAGCUGUGAAAGUUGAUGCUUGGUUGGAAAGUGAGAAGUUACGGCUUAGUCACCUUCGUGAUCGUGCCAGUGAAACAGGUCGCAGAAAGGAGCUUAGAGAAUGUGUAGAGAAGUUGCAGCUUCUGAGUACCCCUGAGGAACGUAUGCGUAGACUAAAUGAAGUUCCUGAAAUACAUGCUGACCCACAUAUGGAUCCAGAUUAUGAGUCUGCUGAGGAAGAAGAAGUGGAUGAUAAAAGAGAUAAGUACAGUCGGUCAAGGGAAUCUUUAUCUCGUAGGAAGGGAAGGGAUUUUUCUUCUCUUGGAAGAGGGUCAGGAUCAAAUUUCAAUUGGAAUGGUGCAUCAAAAAGUUCAAGCGGUAGCCGGGUUCUGAGCAGAGGAUCAUUGACAGAAGAUGCACAAGAUAAAUCGGAAGCAUUCAGUGGUGGUGGGAAUAGUGAAAAUGAAUUAUCGUGGAAUCAAGGUAAGGAUGCGCAGUGGACAAGCAGCUGGGGAGCACCAAAUACCCAUGCAAGCACAACUGGUCAGGAGGCUGGGAUUUGGGAUAAUAACCAACUUGUUCCAAAACCUGGAAAUACAUAUGGUAUUGCAGCUGAAACAACAUCAGCAUCUGUACCUUCUAGAGUUUCAGUACCCUUAAACAUCAAUGAGAAUGAUAAGGUCUGGCACUAUCAAGAUCCAGCUGGAACUGUCCAGGGGCCAUUUUCCAUGUUACAGUUGCGCAAGUGGAAUAAAUUCUUCCCACCUGAUUUGAGGAUAUGGCUAACAACUGAGAGGCAAGAAAACUAUAUAUUAUUGACUGAUGCAAUGAAAUCACAGAAUGUCUUACCCCAGCAGGAGCCUCAGCAUAACAGCUAUCCUCAGCCUACGAAUUUUGCAGGUGCAGUGGAUGAUAGAGAUAAUAGAUAUGGAGGAGGCUGGAAAGGGACUCAUGAUUCCAUGUUGAUAGGCAUGCAGAAUGGAAGCAACUGGAGUGCGAGCCAGAUUGGUGCUACUCUCUCAACUGCUGUUAAUAUCCUGGCAAGUGCUGGUAGAUGGGCUCCACAGCCAGCUAACUUGUCUGUGCCAAAAAUGGAGGUGGUCAAGGGCGAUAAUGCUUGGUAUGGCCAACCCCAUGGUCAGAGCAGCCCCAGACCUACAGCCCCAUUUGGGAAUCCAUACCGACAACCAUCUUAUCAAGGUGGAGGGGGUCAAGGAAAUGCUGGUAGAUGGAACAAAGGUCAGGAUCAUGGAAGUGCAUGGAAUUCAGACAGGCCUAGGGGGUCGAGGACAAUUGGUCAGGGUUAUGAAAGCCAACAUUCUAAUUGGAGCUAUUUAAACCAGCAAUCUCAACAAACUUUUGUAGAACCCUGGAAAGCCCGACCAGUAAAUGAUUCUAAUCUACCUGCUCCCACCCCACAGCCAAUUAUGAGAGACCGGACCAGUGUUCAAGGUUCUUUACAUACAUCUGCAUCAACAGCUGCUUCUGUUCAACCUAUAAACUCUGGCUGGGGCACUACACCAAGUGCUGGAUUCGGUGGGGCACAUCACUUAUCCACAGCAAAUCCUGAUGGUGUUUGGGAUGUGCCUAAGCAAUCUGAGGAUCAGGGUUCAUGGUCUGUUGCAUCUGCUUCUGUGCCGAGCAUGAGUAGAAUGGCUGAUGUGGGUACUGCCCAGUUUCCUGAGAGGGUAGAUCAUUUGGGUGAUCCUCAGCUAUGCAGUCAGCAGAAACCUUCUGAAUCUAAUGCACCAAAUAUUUUGGUGAACCAAUCAGGUCUUUUCCCCCAGAAGGAAGAAACUAUUUCUUCAAAUAAUGCCGCUGUUCCUAGUGUCUCUGGCAUGGACAAGAACCAGAGCUUUCAAAGUGAUUAUCCUAGUCCAACUCCAAGAUGUGAUAGGCAGGAGUUUUCUGUAUCUAAUGAUCCUGAUCCUGCCAAGAAGUGGCCUGAAGCACAUGAUAACUCAGCUUCUAAAAGUCAGGGGGCUGAUCCUGCCCCUGCUUCUCUUGCAUUCGAACCAUCAGAUCCACGAUCUCAACUUUCGGCUGAGGUAGAUAACAUGCAACUGCGGUCAAGGGAUUCAGAUGAAGAUGUGGCGGAUAAAGGUAUUAAACAGAACGAGCAGCCUUUCCCAGAAAAACAGAACAAGCAGCCUCCUCUAGCAGGGAUAGAACAGAAGCUAGUUGAUCCUGCCCCAAGUAUUAAACUGACAGCUGAAUGUGAUGUGCUGGAGCUUGCUUCAGAUCAAGGAUCAGAAGCUUCAUCAGCUCCCAAGCCAGUGUCUGAAUUGCAUGGAUGGGCACCUUCUCCAGCUCAGAAGCUGGAACCAAAUGGUUCAGGUACAGUUCCUGCACCCCCAUGGAGAGACCUGAGAUUCUCAGGUACUGAGCCUAUAAAAUAUUCUAAUCGGGAAGGCCCACAAGAUAUGACGGGCAGUGAGUGGUCGUUGCCAUCUCCAACCCCAGCUUCCAGGUUUUCUGGCUGGGAUAUUGGUGCUGAUUCUACAUCAGGUUGUGGAACACUGGGACAGGUUAGUUCCAAUGCAAACACUGAUCAGGGAACACCCGCACAAGGAAAUACAAAUGCAAACUUAGGUUGGGAAGCGUCAGCUAUGGGAAACCUAAAGAGUCCUGGUAUGGGAGCACCUAUCCAGGGAAACUCAAAUCCAAAUACUGUUUGGGGAGCACCUAUCCAGGGAAACUCAAAUCCAAAUACUGUUUGGGUAGCACCUGCCCAGGGAAACCCUAACCAAUAUUCUGGUUGGGGGGCGCCAUCAACAGGAAAUGCAAAUCAGAAUCUUGGCUGGGGCGCGCAGACACAGCAGGGUAAUACAGAUGCCAGUGCUGGUUGGGGAACGGGGAGCAGUAGGAGCUGGAAUUUGCCAGCUGGAGAUCCUGAUAGCUUGGGGGCUCAACGGAAGCACCAUGGAGAUAAGUACCCAAGGGGCAGGGAAUCAGGGCAUGGCGGUGGGAGAAUCUCAUGGGAUGGGAGCGGGGAGGCAUCACGACCAACUCCGAGAGGACAAGGGCAGAGAGGAGUGUGUAAGUUCCAUGAGAGCGGCCACUGCAAGAAGGGUGCAUCCUGUAAUUAUCUGCAUCCAUGAUGGGAGCUGUUGAAAGAUUUUUCUUUUUUUCUUUCCUGUUUCUUGUACGGCAUGAUCACCUUGAUAGCUCAUGUGAGAUCUGAAAGAGCGUGUGGAAAUUUGCUUUAUCAUGCCAUGUAGAAAUUUGCGCAGGUGGAAGUGCGGAUACAAUUUUCUUUCUAGCU